This is a messenger RNA of Microdochium trichocladiopsis, 2418 nucleotides long. RefSeq lists its product as uncharacterized. Lineage: Eukaryota; Fungi; Ascomycota; Sordariomycetes; Xylariales; Microdochiaceae. The transcript has a single exon. The record is from RefSeq and is a predicted model, not a curated record. Bases 1 to 2418 code for a protein of 805 amino acids.
AUGUCCUUCCAACCACCAAACGAGCCACCACAGCCCCCUCCAUUCUCGACGCUGUGCGGCGCGGCCAACACUCCUGCCAACACAUCCAGCGGCUCGCACAUGGUGACCGGCGCGCGGCCCUUCACCUCGGUCUCGUACGGCAAGCUGCAGGACACGGGUUUCCCCAUCCCGGCCCAGGACACGCUCUUCCUGCCGCAGAUGCGCAGCUACAACCCGGACCUGCUGUGGGAGUAUCUGCUCAGCGGCGGCCUGCACCGCGAGAACCGGCGCACGCAGUGGCAGCUGGUCGUGUGGAAGCGCGAGUGCCGCCCCGGCUUGGACCUGCGGAGAACGUGUGACCGGUGCGCGGUGUACGGCCUGCAGUGCACGCGGUCGCCGGCGCUGUAUGCGACCGCGGCGGCGAGGCGGGCGGCGGCGGCGGUGGGCGCGGACGGGACGUCGCUGGGCAGCGUGACCUGGCCUGGCCCGGGGACGGCGUCCGGGAUAGCGGCGGGGGAAACUGCCGGGGUUGGAGGAAGGGAGCUGAGUCGGACCGGGAGGGAUGACGGGCCGAGGACGAUCAUCAUGCGCAACUCUGCCGUGCCGGUCAUGCAGGGCUUCGAGAUGGUCCGUGGUGGUGGUGGGCAAAACGGCGGCGGCGGCCCGAUCAUCUGCUGCGACCAGUGCUUCCAGGCCGGCGGAUAUCCGGCAUCGCGGUGCUCGGCGUGGGUGCGUAAUACCUCUCCGCAGGCAGGCCGCGUGGGGAUCCUGAACGACGAGCUGGCGGCCCGCGGUGUCUUGGGGAACCAGAGCAGCAGGCACGACGGCAGGACGACGCUCAAGGGGAUGCCCAGGUACAGCCCGCGCUGCCUGGCAUGCCUGGUCGAGGAUGUGGCCGAGGGCUACGGCGACGAGCACCGGCGCAAGGAUGGGAGGAACUUGUGCCUCACGCUCGAGAACGAUGCCAAGUGCCGUCGGUGUCGAGAACAGGGCCGAGACUGUGUCUGGGGCCGCGAGCUUAUCGAUCUCAACGCCAGAGACGAGCCGGGCUCCUGGCGGCCGGGAAGUGACCAAGGGCCAGGCGGCGGCGGUGAUGAUGGACCAGGAGGAGGUAGCGGCAGUGGAGGUGGCGGUGAUGGUCGUGGCCGCGGCGGUGACGAUGAAGAUAACGACGACACUUCAGGUCAUGGCCAGGCUGGGUCCUCGUCGCAACAGCCACAGCCACAGCCACAACCACACCCGGCCCAAGACGCCGCUGAGGCGACAGAUGAUGGGCGAGCAAGCCAGGCUCAUAACGAGCAAGUCACCCAAGAUGGCCCCAGAGACACACCAGAGCUGGUCAUCUACGUGGCGUGGCCGCCAGCGAACACGGAUUCCGCCCCCCAGGCAUCAGCAAUGCCAACGGCCGAGACUGAUGACGAGGACGAAGAUGACGAAAACGAGCCUCGGGCUACACAUCAGCAAGUCAGACCAUCGACACUGCGUCCCCCCUUGUCAACACACACUACCCUCCUAGCACCAGACCUCACUGCGACUCCAUCAGCCUCCGGCCCGCCGACCCCGGCGAGCAAGACCAAGUGCCGGACCUGCGAGAACAAGAUCAUCGCCGGGUACAAGGGCAAGCGGUCCGCCAAGUCGUGCGAGACGGACGAGGCCAACGGCCGCGGGUGCCGCCAGUGCGUCAACUACGGCCUGGUGUGCGUGUACCAGGGCUUCGUGAUGCCGCGAAACCGCGAGGCCAGGAACCACAUCGGCUUCACGCCCUGCGACGCGUGCAGGCACGCCGCGGUGACGCAGCUCGCGGCGGCGACGAUGCGCAUCGGCACCUUGGCGGCGGCGGACCGGGCCGCGCUGCUGUGCGACCGGAAGCAGCCGUGCGACCGCUGCACGAGCUUGGGGAUCCAGUGCGGCCGCUCGCCCAGCGAGAACCGGCGAGUCAUCGGCCUGAUAGGCAGGGACACGCCCAGCGCGGAUCUGGAAGGGUUCUACCUCACCUCGGGGAAGCAGCCGGGGACGUUUGGGAGGCUUCAUCCCGAGUAUGGGACCGGCAGGGGCAGGCGGAAUUGGGUCAUGCCAGACGACUAUCACUUUCAGUAUCUGGCGAAGCUUGGGAUACCCCAGCCGGCGUCGGCGGACGAGAUCGUCGAGGUCCCGGGACGGAGAGGGCCGGUGCCGCUGUGGCUGCAGAAGCUGCGACACGACCGAGGCCAAGAUGGGGCUGGUGGUAGUGCUGCUGCUGGUCCGAGCAGCAUUGACGCAACACACACCGCCUCUGGCGACGACGCAGAUGACGAGAUGGGUGGUGUUGAGGAUGAUGAUGAUGAUGAUGACGAGGAAGCGGUCGAAGAGUCCCAGGAAAGCUUCUUCGCAGACGCAUAUUACAGCAUGCCGGAGCACACUUACGAGGCGCCAGACCGGCAGAAUUGGUAUGGGCUAUGA